Anguilla rostrata (American eel) is the source of this 4116-nucleotide messenger RNA. RefSeq lists its product as uncharacterized. The record is from RefSeq and is a predicted model, not a curated record. The coding region runs from base 83 to 3709 and encodes 1208 amino acids. The transcript has 14 exons. NCBI's taxonomy places the organism in Eukaryota, Metazoa, Chordata, Actinopteri, Anguilliformes, Anguillidae. Gene Ontology annotation, biological process: signal transduction.
AUUCAUACAGAUGAAAAAAAAACGGAAGUAGAACUCGGAUGUCGGAACAGGAGGUGUCCUGCUGUUCGCUCCCUGAGUGCAAAUGCCAAGUUCACCUGAGGAACGUUUGCGCGUGGCUGCGAUAAUAAAUGCUUUGAAAGCUGCCGGAGUCCGCGUGAAAAACUGGAAGAACUUCUUAAACGGAGAAACCACCCAUGGGGACACGUAUAAACAGGAGAGACGGUGCAACAGCUUUGGCUUCGGUCGAGAUCUGGCCGUGCUGCCGCAGUGUCAAUUACCAGAGAUGGGGGGUGCAGUGCCACGCUUCCUGGUGGACGCCUGUGAGUUCCUGUCCCAGCACCUGCACACUGAGGGGCUCUUCAGGAAGACUGGGUCGCUGAGCCGGAUCCGUGCUCUCAGGGUGGGGCUGGAGCAGGGGGAGGAGGUCUUCUCUCCUACUCUCUCCUCCUCCCUGCAGCCUUGCGAUGUGGCCUCCCUGCUGAAGCAGUUCCUGCGGGAGCUGCCGUCCCCGCUCAUCCCUCCGGAGCUGCAGGGGGCGCUGUGCCGCGCCCAGGGGCUGGGGGCAGAGGGCAUCCGGGAGGGGGCCCAGGAGGGAGUGCGGGAGGGGGGUCGGGAGGGGGGUCGGGACGGGGCCACCCUGCUGGUGACGACACUCUUCCCGCCCGCCCACGCCCGGGCCCUCCGGUACCUCUGCACCUUCCUGAAGAGCGCCGCCCAGAGGUGCAGUGAGAACCGCAUGGAGGUGGGCAGCCUGGCUCUGGUGAUGGCUCCCAACUUGCUGCAGGGCUUGGCGGCGGGCGGCAAGCUGACCGUGGGCACGGAGAGGCUGCUGGAGCGGCAGGCCGCCGUCGUCGCGGCCCUCAUCACGCACGCCGAGCGCAUCGGGGUGAUUCCCUCCGUCAUCCUGGAGGCGCUGUCGGGCGCUGGCCCGCCCUUAGCGGAGGGGGCGGGGUUCCAGGAGAAGGCGGGACUCAGCGUGUACCGGAGCCUGAGGCGCCAGAGGAGGCGGAGCGUCGGAGAGAUGUUUGUGGACGCCUUCUGCAAGCUGAAGACAGGCCGCACUCCCAACGGUCCCUCCCAGCCCUCAGACGCCGCACAGGGCCAGCAGGUGGCAGCAACUCCUGUACCGCAGUCUCCUAGUACCACCAAGCGAAAGGCCUCUGAAGACGCGCUUCCUGAGGUAGAGGGCUCUGCCAAAAAGAGACGCUCGAUCCAUGACCUGAGAGAGGAUAACCAGCGCACAAGCCUGUCCUGCUCGGAUGACUCCGAGUCCCCGCUGAGCCAAAGCCCCACCCCCAGCCUCUGCUCCGUCGCGUCUGGGCUGGAGGGCACCGAGGAGCACCAUCUCCUGGGACCCCAGACCCCCUCUGCCAGACAGAGGAACCACAGGAAGAACACCAAAAGAGUGAAGAGGGUCCCGGCUCCAGAGGACAGGGCCCAGCGCAGACGCAGGUCCCUGCGCUUCUUCACCACGAGCGGCUGGAGCGGCGCUAGCACCGCCCCCUCAGUCGCCGUUGAAGCCGGUUGGCUGUUGGGCACCAAUCGAUUAACCGACGGCUCGGAGGAACCGCCCAGCUACGAGGGGGGCGGUCCAUUUCGGACGCCCGUCAUCCUGAUUGAUGGCCCAGGAGGAGUGGUGGUGGGGAGGGACGUGGAGGACGACCCCGACGCGCUCAACUGCAGCUUCGUGGAGAGCCCAUGCCACACGCCCGUCACCAGCAGGAGGGUGUGGAGUGCGGCACAGGUCGAGGGGGCGGACGGGGAGGGCGGAGCCAGCGAGGGGAGGGACCAAGGGGGUGGAGUCACAGUGGAGACAGGGGAGGAGACUAACGAGCCGGCCCCCUGCAGGGAGGCGGGAACGCAGCUGGAGGGGGCGGGGAGAGAAGGGGGCGUCGGUCGCAGAGAGUGGCGCGAUCCCAUCGCGGACGUUUUUCGGAGGGUCAGCCGGGGCUACCGUCCCCCGCGGCGCUCCAUCAGCCUGCCGGAGGUCUCCUCGGAGCCGGCCGGAGGUCCGGGAGAGGGGGGUGAGGCGGAGGAGUGUGGGGGUGAAGGUGGAGAGUUUGUGGGUUCCGAUUUCCACAAAUGUGUCUGGCCUGUGGAGGACCCCACGAGAGAAGGAAACGGACUGGCCUGGGACAACCCCGGGUCAGAACAAAGCACGGGAGGAAGAGGAGGAAGAGGAGGACAGGCGGAGGAGGUGCAGCAGAACGAGCAGGGUAAACGCAAAGAAACGGAGAGAGAAAAGAAAGGGAAGAAAGAGGAGAAGAGACGAGCGACGAGAGAGGGCGGGGGGAAGGGGGAGGAGUCUUUGGGGCUGGGGUUCGAGCGCUCUCACCAGCGCAUGUCGGUGGCGGACCGCAUGCGGCGGUUCAACCUACUGUCGGCGCUGCUGCGGGCCCCCCGGCCCCCGCCCGGCCCCCCCCCCGCGCCCCAGCGGGGCCCCGUGCGCCUCCGCCGGCAGGGGGCCCGCCGGUUCAGCCGCUCCGUCAGCCACGAGGGCGUGGCCGGGCUGCUGCAGGAGCAGGGUCCCGCCGUGCCGCUGCCUGAGAGUCCGGAGGCGCUGGAGCCAACGGAACGGGACCCGUCCCCAAACACUCUGGACCCUCAUAACCCUGUGAACCCUCAUAACCCUGUGAGCCCUCAUAACCCUCUGAACCUGCAAAGCCCUCCAGACCCUCUGAACCCUAACAACCCUCAAAACCCUGUGGACCUCCUGAAAUCUCAUAACCCUCUGGACCCUCAUAACCCUCGAGACCUUCUGACCCCUUCCAAGCCUCAUAACCCUUUGAACCCUUUGAAACCUUCCAACCCUCAGAAUCCUCUUGACCCUCAAGACUCUCCGGACUCUCUUAACCCUCAUCACCUUGUGAAACUUCUGAACCCUCAUAACCCUCUGAACCAUCAUAACCAUGAAGACUCUCUGAACCUUUCCAACCCUCAUAACGCUUUGAACCCUCAGAAGCCUCACAACCUACUGGACCCUUCGAACCGUCAGAACCUUCCGAAUCCUCCGGAACCUAUGAACCCCCUAGAAUUGUCGUCCAAGCCCCCCAAACCGCAGCACCGCCAUCCAUCGCGGCGCCUGCCGCCAAACCCGGGGGGGCAGCAGUGUCGGCACGGCCCGCGUCUGAAAGAGCUGCCGCAGAGGCCCCCCCAGCGGCCCGGGCCCCAGCAGGGGCCACAGGAAGGAGAGAGCGGGCCCCCUGAGCCAGACCUCCACGAGCUGCUGGAGCUGCAGCUGCGCAUUCAGCACCUGCAGCCGGAGUCUCCGCUGGAGCCUCCAGCAUCCCAGAAUGCUCUAUGUGUGACCCCGCCCUCUCCCCUGGAAGGCCCCGCUAAGGACGCCAGAUCUCUACGCUUCCUGCCUCUCCCCGCCCCUCUGCCCCACCACGCCGACGCUCGCUCGCACAGAGCGCCCCUCGCUAGCCCCCCGCCGCGUCUGCUCUCGGCCUCGGACCCCUGCCGCCCCCUAGAGGCGGACAGGUGUAUUGACUGGGCUCCAGAAACGGGCUCCGGUACCGACCGUUCCCCUCGUCGCUAUGCCGAUGGCUUUAACGAGAUGGGGCCUGGUGGGGACGACCCACACCCCUCUCUCUCCCCGUUGGCAUUGCGUUUCAGGGCCCCUGCCACCAGGAGGCGCUACAGAGAUUCCCCCCGCUGGCCCAUUCCUGAGAUCCAUAUCACCGCCUUGACUCCCUUCCAGCUCUGAACUCUGAUAGGCUGACAGGAAAUGACAUCAGUCACCUCUUCCUGCUCACAUCCUCAACCAGAAGCUAUUAACAGUAGGGGGACCAGUACUAGUCCUGCCUUCUCACCUGAACAUCUGUAAUGCUCGUAAUGUACACAGCUGAGAAAGUAAAGCUAGCAUCGCAUGCUGUCAUUGUUUCGUUGAUGGAUGUUUCCGGAACACUGCGCCCGUUAGUGUCCGUUCCUGCAGUGGUUUCAUGUUUUUUAAUGUUUUGUGCCAUUCUAUUCCAUGUCAAAUAUUUUGCGGUUUAAUAAUUCAAAUACGUGAAUUUAUGACUUUGUAUGAUUAUUUAUUUUGUCAUAUUUGCUGAUAUGCUGUAAUUUAAGUUAAACGUUUUUUCUUGUUUUAAUAAAAUGAGUUAUUUUUAA